GAGGUGGAGGUGCUGCCCGUGCUGAUGGCCGGGGAGGCCGGCAGGGGUAAGGGCGGUGGAGGCAGCCGGGGCUAGACCACCACCCCGAGCCCUCUCCGGCCUCCCCCGUCGCUGUCGCUGCCCCCCUGAGGCGAAGGCGGCGGGAGCCGCCACGGGUGGCGGACUCGGUGCCGCUCUGGAGGGCCGGGCCGAAGGCGCUGCCCCCGUUCCCGCCCCGGUUAUGAAACCGCGGGGGAGGGGCCAGGGCCGGCCGCCGGCCGCGGCGGUGCCGGGAGAGCCGAGGCCGCGGGAGCGCAGUUUUCCUCUCUGUGUUCUGGUUAGAAGUGUAUGACAGUCUUACCUUCCAUGUUUUUUGCUUUCAGUGGUCAGACAGAAUGGCUCCAGUGAACCAGCCAAAGGACAAGAAGCAUGAGAGAGCAUGUCAGCAGUGGCCAGAAGAGGCAAAAUCAGCUGGGAAGAGGAAACGGGACUAUGGAGAAAGAGGGAAUGAGAAACAAGAAAAGAAGUUGUUUGUGAGAAAAACAUCUAAACCUUCAGGGAAAAUUGGUUGCAGUGGAAGUGGAUUUGUGAUGAGAAACAAGAGAGUCCUUCCCUCUCAGCUGGAGCGGCGAUGCAGCAUUGUUCAUUAUGUCUACCAGAAAAUGCUGGGAGGCUCCAUUCAGGCACAGCUCAGGCAGAGAUUGGAGCUGGCUUUUCUGCAUUCUCUUUCCUCGUACUGCCUCUUCCGAAGAGCAAGUCCCUUUGACAGGAGAGUGACAUGUCUGGAAUGGCACCCAACACACCCCAGUACGCUAGCUGUCGGUUCCAAAGGUGGAGACAUCAUCCUUUGGGACUGUGAAGUACUUGCUAAAACCUGCUUCAUAAGGGGGAAAGGGCCAGGAGAUUCUCUCGGAGACAUCAAGUUCAGUCCUUUUGAGGCAGAGAAGCUUUAUGUGGCAUCAGGUGAUGGCACCCUAAGUCUGCAGGAUCUUGAGGGCAGAGCGGUGCAGGUGAUCUCUCGUGCCCUGGACUGUGGCCAUGAGCAUCAUAAUGUUUGUUGCUGGUACUGCAGUGUGGACGUUUCUGCAAGCUGCCGUGUAGUGGUGACAGGUGAUAAUGUGGGCAACGUGGUCCUGCUCAGCACUUCUGGUGAAGAGAUCUGGAAGCUGAAAUUGCACAAGAAGAAAGUGACUCAUGUAGAGUUUAACUCCCGAUGUGAGUGGAUGUUUGCCACAGCAUCCGUGGAUCAGACAGUCAAAAUCUGGGACCUCAGAAACAUCAAAAACAAAACAAACUUUCUUCAUCUGCUUCCACAUGAGAAACCUGUCAAUGCAGCUUACUUCAGCCCAACCCAUGGUGCCAAGCUUCUGAGCACAGACCAGCACAAUGAAAUCAGGGUUUACUCAUCUUCAGACUGGACCAAGCCACAGCAUCUGAUUCCACAUCCACAUAGGCAGUUUCAGCACCUCACACCUAUUAAGGCAACGUGGCAUCCUCGCUAUGACCUCAUUGUCGUAGGUCGCUACCCAGACCCCAAGUUCCCUGGGUACACGCUGAAUGAGCUGCGAACUGUGGAUGUGUUCGAUGGCAACACAGGCCAGAUGGUUUGUCAGCUCUAUGAUCCAAAUGCUUCUGGCAUCAUCUCGCUCAAUAAAUUUAACCCUAUGGGAGACACACUGGCUUCUGGCAUGGGCUUUAAUAUUCUGAUCUGGAACCAGGAGGAGAUGGCAGCCAAGAAGCAUGAACGUCUUUUGAAAGCCAUGACAGACACAGAGAUGGAACCAUGAGAGAACAAGGGAUUGGAAGCUGGAAUUCAUCCAGACAUGGAGGGCAGAGGCAGGCAAACCCUGGCACAAGCAAACUCAAAAGCUAAGUUAAUGUCUGGGGAGCUGGAGGACUUGAAAACAAAAAGCAGUGAUUCUAAAUCCCGAGGAAGGAAGCAAAAAGAGAUGGAUCUAGAGAACUGAUUUAGUAUUUUGAUCCUUUCUGAAUCCCAGGGUACAAACUCAGUUGUUGCAAUAAGCAGUAUAAGCCAUACAAAGAAUUAGACUUUAUCCUUCUUCCUUGGAUCUGAUUUUGCUUCCCUGAUCCUCUUAGCCUCCCUUUCUAGAAAGUUGUGUCAGUAUUUGGUUCCUCCAAGUGGAGUUACUACUUGUUUUCUGAGGCACUAGGAAAAGAUCUUGCUGAAGUUACUGCUUUCAGCCUACCAAACCUGUUUGUCAUCACUUGUCAGAGGUUUCUAUUUCCUGUAGUCUGCAGUGGAGCAGCUCAUGACUGGAUCCCCAGCCUGUUUUAGUCCAACCAAGUUGAGAAACCAUUUGCUAGCAGGAUUGACAUGCUGAAAAGAUAGAAUGUUCACAGGGGUGAAGUCAUGGAUAGCUUGGCUAUCCUAGGAAACACCAAGCUCUCCCAAAUGCAAACUUGGAAAAUGUGUUUGUUAAGACGUCUUAGCCUGUUCUCUGCUUGCAGCUGUUUAACUGGACCACAAAGAACAGGAUGCCAGAGGUUUCUAUCAUUGAUUGCAGGGACAGUAUGGAGCUGGGCACCUUUCAGAGUUCUAGGCUGUUUCUUGCCAAUGAUUAGGUAAUUUUUUUCACCCAUGCCUAUGUGCUUCAGAAUGUUUGAUAAGAGUGUUAAAAGCAGAAAUGAGGGAUUUCUUCCAAAUACUUCUGCUCAGAGUGAAAUCUCAAGACUGUUGUUAAACAGUUAAGUUUUGCUUUUUCUAGUUUGUUUACAAGGCUGCCUGGGGCCUUGCUGCUGUCCCAGAGGUUGAUGGGAUGCGUUCCAAGCCUGUGCAGAUUCUUCACAUUCAUCUUUAUAGUUUUGCAAUAUUAAUAUCAAUAAAAUUUUGUACUAAACCAACAUUCUUCGAUAGAGUGGCUGCUUUGCGGAUACUGCUGAACUGUUUUUGUAGGGGAGAAGUUUGAGACCUUUCUCCAGGAGGUCUAUCAGACGUACAACCAUGGUAGGAGUACCAGUCAUAGUACUGGCUGUGCAGAGGACCCCUCCAAGUUGGGCAGGAUGCAUCAUCAGCUGUAUCUAUGCAUAGUUGCUGCAGUCCAAACCAGUUUAUGUCAAAUCUCCCUGUGCUAUGUGUGGGAUUGUGAAACAGGGAAUUCCUUUGGGGGGGGGUAUGCUGCAGUAAGUUCUGCCUGCUUUCCAACACUGAGCACACUGGUGCUAACUCCUAGAGAAGAAGCGUAGAGUUCAGUGCGAAAUUGAUUUUAAUAAUGAAAUGUAUUGGAACAAGUACAGAAAGUCAUUCACAGUCAAAAUGUCUAAAUCAUCAUAGAAACCUUUUCUGUGUGUGUGCAAAAUUUGUUUUUUUU
Oenanthe melanoleuca is the source of this 3308-nucleotide messenger RNA. RefSeq names its product damage specific DNA binding protein 2 (gene DDB2). Gene Ontology annotation, cellular component: Cul4-RING E3 ubiquitin ligase complex; nucleus. The record is from RefSeq and is a predicted model, not a curated record. Gene Ontology annotation, biological process: DNA repair; response to UV. The transcript is spliced from 11 exons. Gene Ontology annotation, molecular function: protein binding; damaged DNA binding. NCBI's taxonomy places the organism in Eukaryota, Metazoa, Chordata, Aves, Passeriformes, Muscicapidae. The coding region runs from base 375 to 1766 and encodes 463 amino acids.